Messenger RNA from Galeopterus variegatus (Sunda flying lemur), 1804 nucleotides. It is a transcript of the gene RCN1, whose product is annotated as reticulocalbin 1, EF-hand calcium binding domain. The record is from RefSeq and is a predicted model, not a curated record. The transcript is spliced from 5 exons. Gene Ontology annotation, molecular function: calcium ion binding. Lineage: Eukaryota; Metazoa; Chordata; Mammalia; Dermoptera; Cynocephalidae. Gene Ontology annotation, cellular component: endoplasmic reticulum. The annotation marks the transcript as partial.
GAAGAUUGUUGACCGAAUCGACAGUAAUAGGGAUGGCUUUGUCACCACCGAGGAGCUGAAAACCUGGAUCAAACGGGUGCAGAAAAGAUACAUCUACGAUAAUGUCGCUAAAGUCUGGAAGGAUUAUGAUAGGGACAAAGAUGAUAAGAUUUCCUGGGAAGAAUACAAACAAGCCACUUACGGCUACUACCUAGGAAACCCCACGGAGUUUCAUGAUACUUCAGAUCAUCAGACCUUUAAAAAGAUGCUGCCACGUGACGAGAGAAGGUUCAAGGCUGCAGACCUCAAUGGUGACCUGACAGCCACUCGGGAGGAGUUCACUGCCUUUUUGCACCCUGAGGAGUUUGAGCAUAUGAAGGAAAUUGUGGUUUUGGAAACUCUGGAGGACAUUGACAAGAAUGGGGACGGGUUUGUGGACCAGGAUGAGUACAUUGCGGAUAUGUUUUCCCACGAGGAGAAUGGCCCUGAGCCCGACUGGGUUUUGUCAGAACGGGAGCAGUUUAAUGAAUUCCGGGAUCUGAACAAGGAUGGGAAGUUGGACAAAGAUGAGAUUCGCCACUGGAUUCUCCCUCAAGAUUAUGACCAUGCACAGGCCGAGGCCAGACACCUGGUGUAUGAGUCAGACAAAAACAAGGAUGAGAAGCUAACUAAAGAGGAGAUAUUGGAGAACUGGAACAUGUUUGUUGGAAGCCAAGCUACCAACUAUGGGGAAGAUCUCACAAAAAAUCAUGAUGAACUUUGAUAGGCACUCACCAUAAUAUGGCAGACUGCCAUAGGCUUUCUUUUAUUGUCUUGGAUGGUUGCUAAGUGUCCAAUUGACAGUUGUUGUGUCCCCCAAAAAGCAAGUUUAUACCUCAGAUUGGGGUAAAAAUGGUUUUUCACUGAAAAUUUAUUGGAAAAUGAUCAUCAGUAUUCUUUCAGUAAGAUUUCUCUCACUUAAAACACAAAAUCUUGGUAAAUGGUAAUUCUCUAUGGGGAUACAUUGCUACAGCAUGACUUAAGUUUUUUCCAUUAAAUUUAAACUAAAGGGGAAUAAAACUUGAAAAAGCCCUGUCAUUCAGCAGCUGGGUGGGUUGGUAGGGAGCUGUAUGUGGAGUUACUGCUAUGCAUUUUAACAACCAGGUUUUUUUAUAGUUGGCACUGUUGAAUAGUUGAUGAGGGAAAAUUCUGAUUAAACUAAAGUGGUGUCAUACCAGGUAGGCUUAUUUCAGAGCAAGUCUAAUAUUUCAGAUUCUUCCUCUUGUCUUUAUACGCUGAGCUGUUACUGUAAGAGGUAUAUAAAACCUCUGUGCAUUUUUCUGUAUGGAUCUGCUAGUGUGCACAAUAAAUCCACAUCUUUGUUUUUUGUUUUUAUAAUAAGAAGCAAUCAAAAAAGAUAAUGUGAAAAAGAAAGGAAUUUUAAAGGUAGGGAAAAGAUGAAUGUCAGACAUUUGAAGAACUACAGGAAAAUGCUAAACACUUUAAAUAUACUUGAGAAAAUGUUCUCACAUGUAAAUGAAGUAGAUCUGAUCUUUGAAAUACUGAAGAGAAAUACCAUCUGUUUCCUUGCUGAUCCCAGUUGGAAUGAGGUGGUGGGAUCUGUGGGAAGCCACCCGUUGUGGAGUUCUGGAAUGUGUCCCAUCCAGUCCAGUGAAUCCAUGACCCUGGGACGUGCUCCCAGGAUGGCUUACACCACGGAAUUAGGACAAGAUGAUAUUCCGAGCCAUUGAAUGAACUGGCAAAAACAACUUUCACAGGCUGAAAUUCCACCUUGUAAGUAGGAAGUGAAUGAAAUAAAGGAUCCCCCUGAGGAUUUUCUACUGUG